Molecule: messenger RNA, 472 nt
Organism: Achroia grisella
Lineage: Eukaryota; Metazoa; Arthropoda; Insecta; Lepidoptera; Pyralidae
Gene: Dpm3
Product: dolichol-phosphate mannosyltransferase subunit 3
Exons: 2
Coding region: 194-472 (92 amino acids)
Biological process (GO): GPI anchor biosynthetic process
Cellular component (GO): dolichol-phosphate-mannose synthase complex; endoplasmic reticulum membrane
Source: RefSeq, a predicted model, not a curated record
UUAUUUAUUGUUUAUUUUUGUAUUAUAAAUAAUUCUUAAACACGUUUGGUGUAUAUUAGUUUAUUUAAAGAAUAAUGCCGUAUUUUUUAUUGUAUAUUAAUGAUUAGUUAAUGGAUUAUUGAUCGGUAAUAAAAUAUAUAUUGAGCAACAUUCCAUUAGUAAUUUAAUAAAGAUAAGCUAUUAAAUAAGAAUCAUGACCAAACUAUUGGAAUGGAUAUCAGGUAUAUCUGCUGUAUUUGCAGUAUGGUACUCAUUGAUAGCUGGAUAUGUGAAGCAUCCACUAAUAGAAAGUAAUAUGAAGUUAAUAUUAUAUUCGCCUUUGAUAUUCAUUUUGUUGUUUGCCAUAUAUGCACCUACAGUUAUACUGUACCGUGUAUUUACAUUCAAUAAUUGUGAGCGGGCAGCUAAAGAGCUUCAACAGGAAAUUCGCCUAGCCGAAAAGGAUUUGCAUGGCAAGGGACUUAGGUGGUGA